Messenger RNA from Pan troglodytes (chimpanzee), 2608 nucleotides. Its product is annotated as methylosome subunit pICln-like. The record is from RefSeq and is a predicted model, not a curated record. Bases 16 to 729 code for a protein of 237 amino acids. Lineage: Eukaryota; Metazoa; Chordata; Mammalia; Primates; Hominidae. Gene Ontology annotation, cellular component: plasma membrane; methylosome; cytosol. Gene Ontology annotation, biological process: cell volume homeostasis; spliceosomal snRNP assembly; mRNA cis splicing, via spliceosome. The transcript has a single exon.
GCACUCUCUGCUGCUAUGAGCUUCCUCAAAAGUUUCCCACCGCCUGGGCCGGCGGAGGGGCUCCUGCGGCAGCAGCCAGACACUGAGGCUGUGCUGAACGGGAAGGGCCUCGGCACUGGUACCCUUUACAUCGCUGAGAGCCGCCUGUCUUGGUUAGAUGGCUCUGGAUUAGGAUUCUCACUGGAAUACCCCACCAUUAGUUUACAUGCAUUAUCCAGGGACCGAAGUGACUGUCUAGGAGAGCAUUUGUAUGUUAUGGUGAAUGCCAAAUUUGAAGAAGAAUCAAAAGAACCUGUUGCUGAUGAAGAAGAGGAAGACAGUGAUGAUGAUGUUGAACCUAUUACUGAAUUUAGAUUUGUGCCUAGUGAUAAAUCAGCGUUGGAGGCAAUGUUCACUGCAAUGUGCGAAUGCCAGGCCUUGCAUCCAGAUCCUGAGGAUGAGGAUUCAGAUGACUACGAUGGAGAAGAAUAUGAUGUGGAAGCACAUGAACAAGGACAGGGGGACAUCCCUACAUUUUACACCUAUGAAGAAGGAUUAUCCCAUCUAACAGCAGAAGGCCAAGCCACACUGGAGAGAUCAGAAGGAAUGCUUUCUCAGUCUGUGAGCAGCCAGUAUAAUAUGGCUGGGGUCAGGACAGAAGAUUCAAUAAGAGAUUAUGAAGAUGGGAUGGAGGUGGAUACCACACCAACAGUUGCUGGACAGUUUGAGGAUGCAGAUGUUGAUCACUGAAAAUGAUUUAUGCAAGUUUAAGAUUCUGCUCCUAACUGUAGGAGAGAACUUGGUGCCUCUUCCACUCUGGAGUGAAGUUAAUGAAAGUCUUUUUCCUUUUCCAAAACCCAACCUGAACCAGUUCUUUCUUGAGACAGACUAUACUGAGACAAGUUGUCACCAGCAGAAGAUAGAUAAUAUGACCUUUAUUAACUUGAUGAAUUAACUUAACCAAGAGGGUAUUUGUAGUUUACUAUUUACCCUAAAACUUUCUGUGUCUGGGUACCCUCUGAGUAGGCCUAUAAUUCCUACCUUGACUGUGUGCAUCAUUUGUAAGCUAGCAGAUCUAUGUGGUGAAAAUGCACAGGAGCUUGGUAGACUGCGGGGUAAAGAGAGAGCUCCUUUCGCCAUGUUUUACCAGUCUGCUGUUAUAACCUCUUAGGUUGUAUCCUUUAAUUUCCAGCCUUUUAGGUUAGUUUCUGUAACAGAACAAGUGAGUCUGGCAUGAAGUCCUCAAAGUACUUCAAAUGGUAAUUGUUUUGUUUUUGUAAUAGCUUAACAAAUAAACCUAGGUUUUCUAUUAAAAAACAAAAACAAAAACAAAAACACAAAACCUAAAUGUAUGUGAAGAUAAAGGAAAUAUUCUUUAGAUCAACAAAAAACAUUGAUAACAAAAUGUAGUAUUAAUACCAAAAAAUUGAAAGGAAACCAAUACACUAUCUUAUGAACAUAUAUAACCAAAUAUAAAGAAUUGCUGUUAAAAUAUGUAAAUAGAAGUCAGUAAUUUAUCAAGUGACUUUAAUAAAUCACAAACCACCUUUUAAGCUACUGGGAAAAAAGGUUACUAACUUUAUUGAUAGAAAUAUAUUAUCGGGGAAGUGAGAACAAACCGUAUUUCUUUCCAGUUCGGAAACAAUUGGUAAAAUCAACAAACCGUUGUUUAGAUAUCUUCACAAGAACAAUGAAUAAUGAGAAAGCUAUACCCAAUAUUUCCUUAAAAGUCCCUUUGGCCCUUGUCAAUCUACAAGUCCCCCAUUCCCAGUGGUGCACAAUUUCAACCCAGAUGACAGUUCAUUUUCAGAAAGGGGGCUUGUAUUAUAGGAGGCUCACAUAACAUAGGAAUUGCCUGAAUACUCUGCACCUCUCUUCUAUGUAGCCUAGUCGAUAACCAUACACAACUCAAGGAAAGAAAAAAAAAUUUCCUUGAUCCCAGAGAACUUAAUUAUCCAACAAGGUGAAGUUUACACCUAUAAGCACUAAGAUGGGGACACACGCACAUAUACCCUCCUUUUCAUUAAUCUUUCAUGUAAAACAUAAUUUAGUCAAUUCUUGAGGACUCAGGUGGCAACAUUAAAAAUAACACUCACUGAUUCAACUGUAAGCAAAUCCUACCUGCCUCAUGGCAUGGGAAUAGAAACAUAAACAUGAUAGUUCCAUCCUCAAGGAUUCAACAUUUCACUGGGCAGAAAAACAAGUAAAUAACUAUGAUUUUUAAAAUGCGUGAGUGCACCUGUAGUUCAAGCUACAUGGGAAGCUGAGGUGGAGAACUGCUUUGGCCCAGGAAUUCGAGGCCAGCCUGGGCAAUAUAAUGAGAUCCCGUCCCUAAUUUAAAAAGAUGUUCUGGGCCAGGUGCGGUGGCUCACGCCUGUAAUCCUGGCACUUUGGGAGGCUGAGGUGGGCGGAUCACUUGAGGUCAGGAGUUCCAGACCAGCCUGGCCAACAUGGUGAAACUCCCUCUCUACUAAAAAUACAAAAAUUAGCCGGGCAUGGUAGUGCGUGUCUGUAAUCCCAGCUACUUGGGAGGCUGAGGCAGGAGAAUUGCUUGAACCCAGGAGGUGGAAGCUGCAGUGAGGUGAGAUCAUGACACUAUACUCCAACAUGGGCAACAGAGCAAGACUCC